This is a messenger RNA of Zalophus californianus (California sea lion), 7194 nucleotides long. It is a transcript of the gene ZBTB8A, whose product is annotated as zinc finger and BTB domain containing 8A. Gene Ontology annotation, molecular function: protein binding; RNA polymerase II cis-regulatory region sequence-specific DNA binding; DNA-binding transcription factor activity, RNA polymerase II-specific. NCBI's taxonomy places the organism in Eukaryota, Metazoa, Chordata, Mammalia, Carnivora, Otariidae. The record is from RefSeq and is a predicted model, not a curated record. The transcript is spliced from 5 exons. Bases 455 to 1780 code for a protein of 441 amino acids. Gene Ontology annotation, biological process: regulation of transcription by RNA polymerase II.
UUUAAAUUUAAGCUCCUGACUAAAUAAUGAUUCCGUGGUCAACUGCCAGGGAACCUGGGCACCCCGGAGCCUCUGGAGGGUGCAGCGGGGUGUAGGCAAGGGCAGGGGGAGUGGGCGAAGCCGCUGGUUGGUGCCUGAAAUCUGUGCGUUGCCCCUUUAAUUGUGUCCCCAGCCCUCGGGCGUUUCUGUCCAACGCCCACGUCAGCAAAUACCUUUUGUUUCUCUCACGUUGGGGCUACUUGUUUUAGGGCGCAAAGGAGCGGCUUCGAAAGUGGGUAUUUCCCCUGCCGAGGACCAGGAAUCCUCCCCGAGCCCGCGCGCGCGACCCGCCGGUGCGCCGCGGCCCGCGGACAAUCCUUCAUAUACAGAGUGUGUUUGACUUGGAAUCUUCCCUUUUUUACUCCACUCAAUUGACUUAGCAGGGUUUCAAGAGCAGCGUUCGUAAAUUUUCAGAAUGGAGAUCUCCUCUCAUCAGUCCCACCUCCUGCAGCAACUGAAUGAGCAGCGCAGGCAAGAUGUCUUUUGUGAUUGCAGCAUUCUGGUUGAAGGGAAGGUCUUCAAAGCGCAUCGAAAUGUAUUAUUUGCUAGCAGCGGCUACUUCAAAAUGCUCCUUUCUCAGAAUUCAAAGGAGACAAGUCAGCCAACCACAGCUACUUUUCAGGCCUUCUCCCCUGACACUUUUACGGUUAUCCUGGACUUCGUCUAUUCCGGCAAACUCUCUCUCACUGGUCAGAACGUCAUAGAAGUGAUGUCAGCCGCUAGCUUCCUUCAGAUGACUGAUGUCAUUAGCGUAUGUAAGACCUUUAUUAAAUCUUCGCUAGACAUUAGUGAGAAAGAAAAAGAUCGCUAUUUCAGUCUCUCCGAUAAAGACGCCAAUUCUAACGGUAUAGAACGUUCCUCCUUUUAUAGCAGUGGCUGGCAAGAAGAAAGCAGUUCUCCGCAUUCUCACCUAAGCUCAGAUCAAGGAACAGGUGUAAUAAGUGGAAAAUCUUGGAGUAAGUAUAAUUACCAUCCAGCCUCCCAAAGGAAUACUCAACAGCCUUUGACCAAGCAUGAACAAAGGAAAGAUUCCAUUAAAAAGUCCAAACAUUUGAGGUUGUCACAGCCUUCUGAAGUUGCUCCUUAUAAGUCAAGCAAACGAGAAGCACGAACAUCAGAUUCUUCCAGCCACAUUUCCCAAUCUGAAGAACAAGCACAAAUUGAUGCUGACAUGGACUCUACUCCUGUUAGCUAUCCGUAUGGUCCAGGAUCUGAUGUCACAUCCAGAAGCUUUCCAGAUGAUCUGCCCCGGAUGCGGUUCAAGUGCCCAUACUGCACACACGUGGUGAAGCGGAAGGCGGACCUGAAGCGUCACCUUCGCUGCCACACGGGAGAAAGACCCUAUCCCUGUCAAGCCUGUGGGAAGAGAUUUAGCAGGCUGGACCACCUCAGUAGCCACUUCCGAACAAUUCACCAGGCAUGCAAACUAAUCUGCAGAAAAUGCAAACGCCACGUGACUGAUCUAACAGGGCAAGUGGUCCAGGAAGGAACCAGGCGCUACAGACUCUGUAAUGAGUGCCUCGCUGAAGUGGGCAUAGACAGCCUCCCCAUUGAUUUGGAAGCUGAACAGCAUCUUAUGUCCCCAUCAGAUGGAGAUAAGGAUUCCAGAUGGCACUUGAGUGAAGAUGAGAAUAGAUCAUACGUGGAGAUUGUAGAGGAUGGAUCUGCUGAUCUGGUCAUACAACAGGUUGAUGAUAGUGAAGAGGAAGAAGAGAAGGAGAUAAAGCCUAACAUUAGGUAGCUAACGUGGGAACCAACAGAGCUGGCAUGUCUGCAACUUACGCUGACUUCCUGUAUCUCUCUCUUUUCGUGGUCAGAGUCUGGCUCACAAAGGUAUCAGACUGACUUAAAAGUGAUGACCUAAUAUAACUUGCAUGCUUUCCGAACAGGUCAUGGUAUCCAUUCUGAACUUUGUUGCCCUAAAAUACGUUGCUGCACUGGAAAGAAAGACCUAGCUUGAGUUGGCAUGAUGGAUGAACAAUUAAUGCUCUUCCUUUUAUUACAGAGAUACCUUUUUUCUUUUAAUAUUGAAAGAUCUACUUAGCAAACUUUUCUCAAAGAAAAUAUUUUAAAUAAAUUUACCACAACCAGACUUUAUAGUAAGAUAAUUUCAAGGUGUUUCAAAAACACAAACUACCAAUAUUGAAUCUUCACAAGGAACCAGGUAAGAGCACAUUUAAGGGUCUGGCACCCUGACCUGACUGAAUUAUAAGUCUUUCUAUUAAUUUCAGAUCUAAUUUAAUUUCAGAUCUAAAACAACCUUUCAGUAUCCCAAUAUUGUAGAUAUUGUUUUAGGAUUAUGGCAGACAAAUCUAAAAUGUGUGAAACUGUUCAUAUUUGAAUUUUUUGUCAUUAAGGUAAAUAUGACUCUUAUGUAGUCAGUAUUGUUUAAAACAAAACAAAACCUAAAAUAGAGGCAGACCAGAGAUUACAUACAGACAUCAUCUUCUAAAGCAGGAAACAAAUACUGCCUAAAAGUCAAGGUAGUUUGUGAAGAUCUGUCAAUACAAUUCUCUUCCUCUCUAAAGGAAAACAAACAGAAAACCAAAAAUGAUGAACAAGAAAAUUGGAGGUUACCAGUUCUUAAGAGUAAUUUCUAACAUUUAUUGUUCUGCUAUAUUAUUUCUAAAGUGCUCUCUCAUGCAUUUUCUCACUUAAUCAGCAAGCUAGAUAUUAUUGUCUCUAAUUUACAAGUGAGGAAAUUAAUCAGAAAGCUUAAGUGGCUGGACCGGUGAUGGACAGGUCUUGAUUUUAAACAGCCCUCUUUCAAUUGUCCCUGUAUUGUCUCCUGAAAUGGCAAAGAAUUGAAGUCAAACCUCACCAAUCUGCAGUAAUUAGAAAAAAAAGCCUAUUCGAAUUAGAAAGUAUAAAAGAAGAAAUUAAUAAGCUUCAACAACACAUAAUAACUUGGACUAGAGUUACCCAAGAGUGCUCAGAGAUGUCCCUCCAGUGUCUACUGACUGUUUUUAAUGUCAGGUUAUUUAUAUGUAAAUGUUAUGUAUAACACUCUUUGAAGAAGUUAUCUCUUACAUGCUUUAAGCAUUUUUCUUAUCUUGUUUAUAUCAUUUUUCAAAACAAACUUUUCUCCUAGGAUAUAAAGAUAUGUUUAAACUCCUCCCCUGUAAGGGGUGCCUGGCUGUGACUCUUGAUCUUGGGGGUUGUAAGUUUGAGCCCAAGUUGGUUGUAGAGAUUACUUAAAAAAAAAUUUUUUUAUAUAAAAUAAACUCCUUCCCUAUAUGAAUUAUGAAACAUUCUAAAAGUAAAGUUCAAUCAGAGAAGCAUUAUUUUAGUUCUGAAGAUAAAAUCUGAAUCCCGGAAGAACCAACCUUACUGAAGGUUGCUUCAAAUUAUUACAGUUAAGCUUGAUAUAAUUUAAUUUUGAUAGGGCUCCAUGUAUUAUACUGUAUUUCUAAAUGUCAUUACAUCCCUCAAGAUGAUACUUUUCAUUUUCUUUUUUCUCUUAUUCUUUAAUUACUGAUUGUCCUUGAUACCGAUUGGAGGGCUAAAAUGGUUCAUUUCUAAAACAUUUUUUACAAAUAGAAUGAAUAACCAUUUGUUUUUGUUUUAUGGUACUUAAUGCUGAGACCUUUCCAAGAUUCCCCUGAUGGUAAAUUUCCAGUUGAUUCAAGACUGGAUGGCAUGCACUGAGUUCACUAUCUCCCAGCAUGACUGUUCCUGAAUCAGGAGUCUUAACAAUUAAGUUGUAUCCAAAUGAGGGAACACUUGUCAUUCUUUAGUCUCACCAGAUGGUAACAUCUUUUUUAAAAUUAUUAUCUGAUUUUUAGUCCUUGGAGCCAAUAGGAAAAAUGAGUGAUUGGAGCUUUACUCAUGAGAAUGAAGUAGUGCAUGUGUAUGCUAUAACACACUUUCGUCUGUGAUCUAACUGUUCUCUUAACGCUUCUGCAUGCAAACAUCAGCAUGAACGUCAGCAAAGUCCACGGAACACACUGCCACCAGCACCUGGACAGCCUUAUCUGAAAUAAUGCUUUCUCAUUGUUUAUAACAAGCAUCAAGUUCUCCCCACAAAACAGCCAUCAAGUUCAUCAAACUAGACAGUGUAUCUGUUUUACCAUUUUAGUAUCAUGAAAGAACAUUUGUGACAUUUGUAAGUUGUAAAUAAUAACUCCAGUUAUCAUAUCAUAUGUAUCUAAGACUAGAGACCGAUUCUUUCCUAGAGUGAGACUGUCAAAUUAAUGGUUUCUGAGAAAACAAAAUUCUUUGGCUUUUAAAUGUGGGAAAAUGUUAUGUAGGGGUAUAAUCUGUUAAUAUAAGCUUUAUUUAUGCCAAGGAUUUUUUUUUAAUAUUAGCAAAAUAGUGGGAGUUGGUUAGAACAAAAUUUGCUCUUACAGUAAUGCUGUUGAUCAGCUUCUGAACGUCCUUCUAACUCUGGUCCUCAAGAGUGUGUGGUGAUGGGAAGAAGUCUUGCAAAAUAAAGCAACAUUGCAGUCAUGCCUAGUGGCUGGAGGAAGCAAAAUGGACUAGAUCAGUGGUUUAAGAGAUUUUUUUUUUACCCAAGAAACCCUUUCUUCAAACCCUUUCAUAGAGAACCUCACCAUUUAAGGGAGAAACUGUAAAAUCAGAGCUGCUUUUGUUAUAGCCUCCUACUAGCUUUCACCAGACACCUCUGCAGAACUCGGGAGGGCAGCACUGAAAACCUUGGAACAGGAGAGCUUUUUGAAUUCCCUUUGAGCAUUGGGGUCUCACUUCAUUACCCCUAUUACUCACUGUGCUUACAAGCUGGUAAUCAGAGGGUCUUCUAGAGCAGCAGAUCACAUCCUUAGUCUAUAGAAUGUUCCGUAUAUAGUUAUGAGGUCUCAAGACUUUUGAAAAGCAUACUUUUCAACAGUGUAUUUUUGAGUAAUAGAAUCAAAACAAACAUAGUAACUGCUCUUAAUGCUAUGAAGUUACUGCUUAAUGGAUGAAGAAAGUUUGGUGUGUCAGUUACUUAAGAGCUCAGAACUGAAUUCAUUAUUUUGCAAAGUCAUGUUAAGAUACAUUGAAAUUUCCACUCAUAUUGGAUAUAUAUGUGUGUGUAUACAUAUAUAUAUAUCCUAAAUUAAUACUAUGGAAAUUUAAUACUAUGGAAAAUCACUAAAAGCAAUAUAGUGUAAGAGGUAUUUAACUGGGAGGGGUGAUGAUAGGUACUGGAGGACCAAACUUUAGAUUAUAAAUGUUAUUUUAUAUUAGAGUGGAUCAGUAUUACUAUUUAUCAUUUAUAUAGCAUUUUAUAUUUGCAAAGUAUUUAAUAAUUUUUAUGUUAUUCUUUACAUAUCUAUGAAAUAGGACAGUUAUCUCACAUGAAAGGUAAAGAAAUUGAGGCACAGAACAGUAAAGCAACCUCCCUAAGGCAACCCAGUGAAACAAUGGCAAAAAUAGGAAUUAGAAUGAUCAGAUUUUGGGACGCCUGGGUGGCUCAGUUGGUUAAGCGGCUGCCUUCGGCCUGGGUCAUGAUCCCAGGGUCCUGGGAUCGAGUCCCACAUCGGGCUCCUUGCUCAGCAGGAAGCCUGCUUCUCCCUCUCUCUCCCUCUGCUUGUGCUCUCUCUGUCAAAUAAAUAAAAUCUUAAAAAAAAAAAAGAAUGAUCAGAUUUUCUGAACCCUAGAAUAUCAGCUUAAUUCACUGAGGUGUGUUGUGUAUUACCCUAUUUUAUAAGAUGCCUUUAUACAAAUAAUAGUCAAUUGUCUUAAAGUUGACAUCAUUGUAUGUGGAUAAAUCCUAUACAGAAUAAAUAUUAUGUAAAGGAUGUGACUUUAGUUAUAGGAGUUUUAAUGAUAAAAUUCAGGUUAUCACAGAAACAGCACCAUUUAGCCAGUGGCUUUAUAUAUUGUGAAGUAUAAUUAAUGUUUUAUUUUGAUAUAGGAGUUUAACUAUUCAUGCUAAUGGAGCCAUGAAUAGACCAGAAAAAUGAAAUCCACAGAGGACCUAUAAACUUCAUCUUCGAACAUGUUAGUCUUUUCCCUACAGAAUUUGUAUUCAUGACAACAAUAGGUCGAAUAUGUUAAUAAACAAUAAACCACACACCAGAGAAGCCAAGGGCCUCUUAACUUUUCAAGGCUUUUCAAUACUGAAAUAGCAUGAUAAACACCUUUCUCCAUCUUUUUUUGGCUGUUUUAUUUUCACACCCGUUUCAAAAGCCAUUGGAAACUUAACACCUUUAGAUUGGAAACCAGUGACCAACGUAAUGCCAGUCACUUCUACCUUUGGUCUUGAUUAGAUUAUUUACAAACAUUAUUAAAUGGAAUACAACUUAUAAAAUACAUCUAAGAAUUUAUUAUACUUUGCUUUGCUCUUUCAGAUUUCUAGAUACGUGAAUUCCUUUGUUGGAAUAUAGUUUCUUGAUUUUCCCAUUGGGAAAAUCUUUUAAUUCCUUGUCGAUAUUAUUUACAACUGUUUAGUUUCUUUAUUAAAGAGUAACUUAUUUUUAUUCAGAGGAAAAUGGAACAUUUCUGCCUAGACCAUAGUUCUUGGCCUUGGCUGCACAUUAGAAUCACUUGUGAAGCUUUUAAAAAUACAGAUGCCUUGGGGCGCCUGGGUGGCUCAGUUGGUUGGGCAGCUAGGUCCUGGCACGAGCCCCUUGUCGGCAGACUCCCUUCUCCGCUUCACCUUCUCCCCCUGCCCCUCCCCCCUCCUCGUGCCAUGCUCUCUCUCUCUCAAAUCAAUAAAAUCUUUAAGAAAUAGAAAAUAAAAAUACAGAUGCCUAAGCAAAUCACAAUCUUUGGCAGAUGGGGCUUGGAUGAAGUAUUUUUAAAAACCUUCCCAGUGUCUUUUGUGCAAAACAGGUCCCCUCUUCAAGGUUUCCCUCUGUCCUCAUACAGAUGCUAUGAGGGGCAUUCAGACCAUUUGACCUUCCAGUUUACUGGUUCUCAACCUUAGGAACAUAGUAAUUUUUGUGAAAUGUCAAGAUACUGUAUAUGUUCCCUUAUUUAAAUUUUUUAUUAGGAUAAAUAAUAACACUAAAUUAUUGGGUAGUCUUAAACUAGUCCAUUUUUACUUUGGGAUGAACUGAUUAUGGGUAUUGCAUCCUGGGAAUUCACACAGAACUUCAGAUUGAUAAGACCUGCAUUAGGAAUAGGUGGCUGAAAUACUAUAUCCUGAAAUUUUACAAGCUUUAAUGUUCUCUCUCUCUCUUUUUUUAAGGAUUUUAUUUAUUUGACAGA